This is a messenger RNA of Effrenium voratum, 1773 nucleotides long. The record is from the annotation of a GenBank genome assembly. NCBI's taxonomy places the organism in Eukaryota, Dinophyceae, Suessiales, Symbiodiniaceae.
AUGGAGCGCUUUACUCCCACGCCGGACUUGCGCAAGGGCCGGCGCAAGAUCUCCAAGACCCGGCAGGUCCGGGACCUCAGCGUGCUGCCGCCCUGGAUGCGACGAGAGCUCAUGUCGGAUGAGGACUACGUGGUCAACCCCGGCCGCAGCGACUGGGACAUGAUGUGCUGGCUGCAGCCGGUGCGCUACGGGAACCGCACCGCCACAGAGACGCCAGAGCGAAUGGGCCAAGCCUUGUCGCGCAAGGGCUCCAGAAGCAACCGUCCCACCCCGAGCCCGAGCGAAGAGGACCCGGUGUUGCUGGUGCAGCGUGCCUGCCGAGCCCUGGUGGAGGAGUACGGGGACAAGCAAGAAGAGGAUGACGAGAAGCGAGACGACGCGCGAGAGACGAAGGAGCGGCCCUUGUCCCCGGAGAAGCACGACAAAGUCCUGGAGAUACUGCAGAAGGACAGCCUCCUGAAGGAGCCUUUGGAAAGAGUCCUGGAGGAGGAUGAGGAGGCUGGAGGGACCAGACCGGGCCACGACUUCGUUUUCAUCGCGGUUUGCUGCUUCAACAGGCAGGAGUCCUUGUACCUUGCUGGAUGCUUCAGCAUCGCAUGUUGGGCCUAUUGUGGUGAUCACCGUUUCAUCUUUUCCAUGUGGGUCCCCAAGAAGCGGACGAGUCCUCCCGGCGCCCCGCUGCUCCGCUGCCUCAUGGCACGGCUGCCGGCGGCCUUGUGGGGCUCCGUGGAGGGCCCACUGCGGCUGCUGCAGACCAUGGGCCAGGUCCGAGUCACGGGGGGCUGGCUGCGGGACAAGAUGUUGGAGACCCAGGGCAUCAACCCAGACGCCAACGCCCGGUGGCAGCGCCUCCAGGGCCUCACGGGCCACCCCGCCGGAGAUAUCGACCUGGUGGUCGCUGGCCAGUCCAUCACCGACUUCUUUGCGCUCUGCCAAGAGGACUCCUUCCGCGGCCUGCUGCGGAAGCCUCCGUUGCUGGUGCCUGCCUCCGCCGCCGGGCGCGCCGCCACUGUGAAGCUGCUGCUGCCGGAGGCCUCCAUAGACAUCACCAGCCUAGAGGACCGUGCCCCCGGCAGGCCGCUGGAAGGCGCGUUGGAGGAGGACUGGGGCCACAGGGACGCCACCUUCAACGCCAUGUACCUCGAGGCCAGUGAGGAGGUGGCGGACCCCGCAGGCGGCCUGUGCGAUUUGGCCGCCGGCCUGGUGCGGUCUCCUCACCCGGGAGGCCCAAAGGCCUCUUUUGAGGAAGAUCCAGUGCGGCUGUUGCGGUUGAUGCGCUUCUCCUCCCGGUACGGCUUCGAGCUGCACGAGGACAUCCGCAAUUCGGCGGCCUUCACGGAGGAGCAGGGCUCGUCCGGGCGGGUGCUCAAUGAGCUGAAGAAGGCGCUGCUUCUGCACAAUCAGCCCUGGCGCUUCUUGCAGCUCUGCGGUGACUGCGAGGUUCAAGCUGCGCUCUUCGGGCCGUGGCCCGGGCCGUGGCCGCGCGCGGUGAACAACGUGGCGCGCUUGGGCACUUUGCUGCUGCAUGGCCUUGCCGAGGGCCACGUCACUGCGCGCUCCGCCCGCUUCCGGGGCCGCAUCCCUGGAGGCCUGGUGCCUGCCUUGAUGCGCCCGGAUUGGCGGAAGCUCGGGGUCUGGGAGAACGACUGGGUGGAGCUGCUGCUGGCGGCCCUCUGCUGGCGCCACAGCGCCGAGGACGUGCGGCGCUUGGCCGGGCGCCUGCAGCUCUCGCAGACCAUGUGCCCGGCGCCCGGAUGUAUUCUGGCCAGGUAA